Messenger RNA from Colletotrichum acutatum, 1116 nucleotides. RefSeq lists its product as uncharacterized. The record is from RefSeq and is a predicted model, not a curated record. Lineage: Eukaryota; Fungi; Ascomycota; Sordariomycetes; Glomerellales; Glomerellaceae. The transcript has 4 exons. Bases 1 to 1116 code for a protein of 371 amino acids.
AUGUCUUCCAUUGUCAACAAGGUCAAGGACGCUCUGUCUUCGGACAAGAAGCAUGAGCAGCCUGAGGGAACCCACGGUCACCACGACAGCCGCGCAGCAAACGCCGCCGACCCCCGCAUCGACUCUGAUCGUGACCACCGCGCCAACCCCACUGGCACCACCGGCACUCACACCGGAACCCACACUGGCACCUCCGGCCUCACCGAUGCCCUGAACAAGGCUGAUCCCCGCGUCGACUCUGACCACUCCAAGGACCACCACAACACUCACACCACCGGCGGCCUGACUGGCAACCCCGCUGGCGCCGGUCACCACACCACCGGUGCUCACGCCGGCACCCACGGCACCCACACCGGCACCACCGGCGGCCUUACUGGUUCCAACACCGCCACCGGCUACGACGACCCCACCGGCACUCACGGCACCCACAACUCGAGAAUUGCCAACGCCGCAGACCCCCGCAUCGACUCCGACCGUGAUCACCGCGGUGCCCCCGGCCACACCGGCAUCGGCGGCGCUGGCGUUGGUGGUGUCGGCAGCACUGGCACUCACACCGGUACUCACACCGGUACCUCCGGUCUGACUGGCACCCACGGUACCACGGGCACCCACGGCACCCACGGCACCCACGGCACUCACACCGGUACCACCGGCGGUUUGACCGGCUCCAACACUGCCACCGGCUACGAUGAUCCCACCGGCACUCACGGCACUCACAACUCGAGAGUCGCCAACGCCGCAGACCCCCGCAUCGACUCUGACCGGGACCACCGCGCCCACACCGGUGUCGGCCACACUGGCGUCGGCGCCAACACCCACAGCGCCACCACUGGUCCCGCCCCCGGCACCGCCGGCCCCCACAAGAGCGACUUCUUGAACAAGGCCGACCCCAGAGUCGACUCCGAUCUCGAUGGUAGCAAGACUAUUGGUGGCAACAACACUGGAACUUCUGGUACGACUGGUCACGCCAAGGACCCCACCGACGCUGCUCAGGUUCCCCCUUCCGUGCUUGCUAAGCACAUUGGAGAGCCUGAGACUGCGCACGGCGGUGUCCACGGAGACCACGGAAGACGGAACUCGAUUCCUUCUCACCAGGAUUCUCACCGCGGAUUGUAA